This is a messenger RNA of Lacerta agilis (Sand lizard), 6312 nucleotides long. It is a transcript of the gene PLEKHG5, whose product is annotated as pleckstrin homology and RhoGEF domain containing G5. Gene Ontology annotation, biological process: endothelial cell migration; Rho protein signal transduction. Gene Ontology annotation, molecular function: guanyl-nucleotide exchange factor activity. Lineage: Eukaryota; Metazoa; Chordata; Lepidosauria; Squamata; Lacertidae. The coding region runs from base 571 to 3930 and encodes 1119 amino acids. Gene Ontology annotation, cellular component: axon; endocytic vesicle; plasma membrane. The transcript is spliced from 22 exons. The record is from RefSeq and is a predicted model, not a curated record.
AGAGAGAGAGAGAGCUAAACCCAGUGCAAUAAAAUAAACCGGGCAGGCUCGGAGGAGUAGCAAAACUGAGCCAUGGAAUAACGCUUUGGAAGUUCUUCCCCCCCCCCCCACCUGGUGGGCGCCAAGGCUGGAGAGACGGCUUGGUUGCCGAGUUCAUUUUCGGUGGGGGUGGAGGUGGGUGGCCGCCUGCCAGGAAGGGGGAAGGCCCAGAAGCGGGAAUCCAGACGGCGAAGGCACAUGAAACGGACAACCCUAGGAAGCCGGUGGUAAAAUAUACAACGCCCAAGGGAGGCUCUCUGCUCUGGAAAGAAAGAAACGUGGAGGAGGCCAAGAGGCGCAUACUUUGCUCUUGCCGUCCGACUGGAAAAGCUUGAGCGGUGGGAGUCUGGCUGCUGAGCACCAGGGCUUUCUCAUUCCCUUCCUGAAGGGUGCAGAGCAGCGCUGAGCCCCUUUCUGUUUUGAUCUCUUCGCUUUGUGGUGCUGUGACUGCUUCUGCUCUCUGGACUGCUGUCUGCCCACCCACCCACCCACUGUGCCCCCUGGGACUCUGGCUCCGCGAGAGGCAAGGGGAUGAACUCGGUCCUGACCAAGUAUGGCUCCCCCCCUCGCACCUGGCUCAAUCUGCGCUUGGGAACAAAUGAGCGGACCGUGACGGAGGAGAAGGAGAAAGUAUUGUACUGCCAAAAUCCCAACUGUGUGGAGAAGCGGCGAGCCACAAAGGUAUGCCACCACGCCGAGUGCCAGCAGCUGAACCACAACAGCCCCCUCCACUUGUGUGAAGCGUGUGACGGACGCUUCCACGGUGCCAUGCAUUUUGACGGGCACAUCCGCUUCGACCUGCCGCCACAAGGUUCUAUCCUGGCCCGGAACGUCUCCACACGGUCGUGCCCACCACGCACCAGCCCCGCCUCAGAUGUGGAGGAGGAGGACGAAGGGCUGAUUGACGGGAAAGGGGACAGGAAGAGCUCAGCCUUGAAGCUGCCAAAGAAGAAGGCUCGCAGGAGGCACACAGACGACCCUAGCAAGGAAUGCUUCACCUUGAAGUUUGAUCUGAACGUGGACAUUGAGACGGAGAUCGUGCCAGCCAUGAAGAAGAAGUCCCUGGGUGAAGUGCUGCUGCCGGUUUUUGAGAGGAAGGGAAUCGACCUGUCUAAAGUGGAUAUUUACCUGGACCAGUCCAACACCCCCCUCUCGCUCAACUUCGAGGCAUACCGGUUUGGAGGACAUUACCUUCGUGUGAAAGCCAAACCUGGGGAUGAACUCAAAGUGGAGCAGGCGGUGAAGGACUUCAAGUCGCUGAGUUUGCCUAUCCUCCGUCCUGCGGGCACUGGCCCGUCCUUCCCCAGCACCCCCUCUCUCGACCGCCUGGAGCAGUUGUCGCUUCGGAGGGAGAGUAGCGACAUCCUGGCCCCUGGAAGACAAAGGAAGAACAUGAAUGAGUUUUUGGGGGACGCCAGCAUCCCGAGCCACGACCCCCUGCAACCCUCCAGCGCCUCCUUGCCCAGCAAUGGCAUCGACACGUGGAAGAACCGGGCUGCCAGCCGCUUCAGCGGGUUAUUUGGUUCUGGCAACAGUGCCAGCCCCUUCACGCGGGAGAUGGACAAGAUGGAACAGCUGGAAAGCAGGCUUCACUCCUACAGCCACUUUGGCCUCCCCAAAUUCCCCCAGCAGCUCCGCUUCGAUCAGGAUUCCUGGGAAGAGGAGGAGGAGGAUGACGAUGCCGCCCUGUGCCUGGAAGACAGCUGGCAGGAGAUCAUUGAGGGCACAGAGGUUUUGACACGCCGGCAAUGUCACCAGCAGGAAGCUAUUUGGGAACUGCUGCACACAGAAGCCUCCUACAUAAGGAAACUGAAGGUCAUCACAGAUCUGUUCCUGUGUUGCCUGUUGAACUUGCAGGAAUCGGGGCUGCUUUGUGAGGUGGAAGCUGAGCGUCUUUUCAGCAACAUCCAGGAAAUCAUUCAGCUGCACCGUGCUCUCUGGAGAAGCGUCAUGGCCCCCGUUUUGGACAAGGCCAGGACCAGCCGGGCUCUGCUAGACCCCACGGACUUCUUCAAGGGCUUCAAGAUGUUUGGCUCCCACUUUAAGCCUUACAUCCGCUACUGCAUGGAGGAGGAAGGCUGCAUGGAGUACAUGAGGAACUUGUUGCGGGACAAUGAACUGUUUCGCAUCUACGUCACGUGGGCCGAGAAGCACAAACAGUGCAAUCGGCUCAAGCUGAGCGACAUGCUGGUGAAGCCUCACCAGCGCCUCACCAAAUACCCUCUGCUGCUGAAGUCGGUGCUUAAGAAGACGGAAGACCCCCACACCCGGGAGGCCAUCAUCACCAUGAUCAACUCGGUGGAGCGCUUCAUCAACCACAUCAACUCGCGCAUGCGCCAGAGGCAGGAGCAGCAGCGCCUGGCCAGCAUCUUGAGCCGCAUCGAUGCCUACGAGGUGGUGGAGGGAAGCACUGAUGAAGUGGACAAGAUCCUGAAGGAGUUCUUGCGCCUGGACCUGACAGCCCCCAUCCCAGGGACCUCCGCCGAGGAGACGCGGCAGCUUCUGCUGGAGGGAAGCCUUAAAAUGAAAGAAGGCAAAGACAGUAAGAUGGAUGUUUACUGCUUUCUUUUCACGGACCUCUUCCUCAUCACCAAACCGGUGAAGAAGGCCGAACGCACAAAGGUCAUCCGCCAGCCAUUGCUGGUUGACAAGCUGGUGUGCCGUGCGCUCAAGGAUCCUGGUUCCUUCCUGCUGAUCUACCUGAACGAGUUCCGGAGCGCGGUGGGAGCCUACACCUUCCAGACCAGUGGGCAGUCUCUGUGCCGGAGCUGGAUCGAGGCUGUCUGCAACGCCCAGAACAAGUUGCAGCACCUCCGUCUGCAGGAGCACCAGCGCAGCCAGCAGCAGCUGCAAAGCCUUGAGGAAGAAGAGGAGGAGGAAGAAGAAGAAGAGGAAGAAGAGGAGGAAGAGGACGGGGAGAGUGGCACCUCGGGAGCCAGCUCCCCCACCAUCCUCCGCAAGAGCACCAACAGCUUGGACUCACAGCAGUGCCUCUCUGACGGCUCCACCGAGACCAUUUCCGUGGUGGUGGUGGAUGCCAGCGAGGGCCCCCCUUCCCCCGACUUCGAGGUGGGUCCCUUCAGCUCCCAGUCCGAUGAAGCGUCCAUCAGCACCACAGCUUCCUCCACAACACCCACCAUGGAACUGGGCGAUGCCCUCCCUGCCAGCACUGCCAACCACUGCCUCAAACCGGAGUCCGGGUCAUGCCGGUCGGCCUCCAUCGACAGCGCCUAUGGCACCCUGUCGCCCACUUCCUUCCAGGAAUUUGCAGACCAACAGCAGCGGCAGCAGCAACAGCAGCAGCAGCGGCAACAGCAGGAGGAGGCUGGUGGGUCUACAGAGCAGGAGGACGGCGCCCCCACCCCCUUGCAACGGACCGGCUCCCCGAAACUGCGGCGGCAGGUGCCAGUCCAGCUGCUGCCUGCCAAGACCAAGGUGCUCAAGUCCAAAUCAGAGGCAAACCUUUUGCAGAUGCUGCCAGCCUCCCUGCAGCUGGCCCAGAGCAAGAGCCUCUCUGAACUCUGCCCGGCCAUGUUCCUGCUGGGCUCCCCGCGGACUAAUGGGCCCCAGGGCCACAGACUGGGCAAAGCAGGGCGGGGGGGCGGCGGGGGUGGCAGCAGCAGCAGCAACAGCAGCACCUCGGAGCUGUCUGAGGCCGAGGAGGGUUCGCCAGCCGGGCUCUGCGUUUCCCCAGCGUUGCCCGCCGCCUCUGCGGGGCUGCAAGCGCCUUGCUGGCUGGGCAGAGAGUGCCGGGGAGAGGAGCUGCCUGCCGCCCGCCGGACUCUGUCGGACCCGCAGGCGAGCCAGCACCGCAAGCUGACGCUGGCGCAGCUCUACCGGAUCCGAACCACGCUGCUGCUCAACUCCACGCUCACUGCCUCGGAAGUAUGAAGACAUCAGAGAAGCGCAAACCACGAGCGGGAGAUGCCGUGCCCAGCGCCGGGAGUUCCACAUCACCCUUAAGUUAUGCAGCGUCCCCAGCCUUUGGCAUCGGAACCCCUUGCCCGCUCCUUGGGUGGUGGUGGUGCCCUGCUGACCCGGAAGGACACAGGCACGAGGGCGAGGGGCACCAUCCUGCGAGCAGAGUCCAUGCCGCACGGGACGAAGCAGCUGCGUGCGUCGAUGUGUGUGUGUCCGGGGUCCAUGCAUAUGUGGCAACUGUUGGGUUUGAGUGUGCAAGAGGCCGCCUGGCGGUGGAUACGAGAGACAGCCACACCUGCUGAUGGCUCUUGGCGGAUGCACGGACCUCCCAGGACCACAUUUCCUUGCCCUCUCCUGCUUCACCCAGAUUCUGGGUGGGGGGGGGGAGUAAGAGGCAGACGGAGUGUACUCCUUUUGACAAAGACCUUGGGGGGGGGCAGUGGGGAGGGAUCUUUCCCAAACAAUGCACUUAGGACUGUUAUCUCGUACCAUGCCCAGAUGCCUGGGCAUUAACACUAUUGUGGGAUGCUUCCAACCUAAUGCCCUCCCUCUGUCCCGCUAAUUAACGGAGAAGUUCUCCCUGUGCAAAACUCCUUGAAAGAGCGAGAGUUUAUGCCUGCUGUGCUGGUACAGCCCUGCUGUUAGAUGGCGGGGGGUAUUGUCCCAUUGCCCGUGUUGAAAUAAGAUUUGACUGCUAGCAGCCAACUGAUUUUGUCUGGCCCUGGGGGUCAGAUGAAUCUCUGUCUCUCACUUUGCUUCUGCCCCCCUGUGGGUGCCUUCCCUUGCCUCUUGGUCUGGGCAUGUGCAGAAUGGCCAGAUCAAGGAAGCUAAUCCAGAUGGCAACGCUGGCUCUUCUUCUGCUCUGUCUCCGUUGCUGCAGACAAGUCUACUGUGGAGACCUCUGCAGCGAGGCCACGAUCCCAGGUGCAGUUGUAGGGUGUGGGGAGGGGGGGGCAUUCUGUGUGGAUCUGUCCUAUUGAGAAGGUCCUUCUGCCUUGACAACAUGGUUUGUCUGAUGAGUGAAAUGGCGUGCAUGGCUGCUAUCUUCUGCAAAGGGCGCCCAGGAUGCUUUCCCUGGUGAGGGCAUGUCAAUGGUUGACGUUGCUCUCUGGUUGCGCCCAGGAAAGCCACCCACCAAGGGAGUCCUGCCAACCUGCUGGCGAUAGCCCACAUUGGUUCCGACGCCCCAUAUCCUGUGCACGCUGCAACAUUUGCCCUGGCUUUGCACCCGUGUCCUGAUUCCACCUGAGGGAGGAGCUGCCUUGCAGGGGAACAAAGAAGGAAGCAGAAUGUCGGGAAGGAGCAGAGAAGUGGGAGGUCUGGGGGAUGUGCUGGGAAAUCCAGGUUCUAGAGUUAGGGGGAGGAGUUGCUGGGGGAGGGCGAAGUGAUGAGGAAUGGCAGUGCAAAGUGGGCAGCCGGACAGGUGGAGGCCGAGUGUCCCACAUAGACAGACGGCAGAGCCAGGAAGUUGGGAAUACGAGAGACUGGGGAUGGAGCAGAAGGUUCGGGGCCUGCACUGCUUGCCCUUCUCAAAAGAGGCUGUGCUGUCUCUGCAGGGAUGUUGGCUUAAGGACUCGGGGCAUAGGGGACCCCUGGGCAAAUGAUGAGGGUAGCAGACUGGGGUCCCACCACCCCUGCACUUUGCAACCCUGCUGUCCUUUAUUGGGAAACGUGGAGGCGAAAGGGCCCCUUCUCUCCUCCCCCCAAGUGAAUCCCCGCUGUGCUGAGCUCUCUUCCUUUGCCCUGGUGGCAAAUUGGGGCACCUGCCCCGUCCUUCCCUUCCAAUUCCUUUCACCUCCCUCUGGCAAUAAUAAGCUUGCAGACCUCCCAGUUUGAUGGGGACCCUGCUUGCUUUGUUCUCUACGGGGAAAACCCAAAGCACAGAUUGUCGUACUCCUUUUCUGGGAGCGGGGGGUGGGUGUCUGUCGAGAGCUUCCUGCUCUUUAUACCCGUAAUAAGUUGGCAUUGGGGGCUACUCUAUGUGGAGCAGAGACUGCGAGGGGGAACUGAGGGAGGACCCCCCCACACACAGUCCAUUUCCCUGUGCAUGAUUUAGCCGGCUGGUGUAUUUUUUUUUUUUUCUGCGUGUGUGUUUUCAAGUUGCCUAUUUAUUAAGCUUAACUCUUUCCCUAGCACCCACCUCAAACCCCCCGCCCCCCAAGCGAGGCAUUCCCAAGGCCAGUUCCUUUUAUACCACUUUAUGUAUUGACGGUCGUGACCCCCCCCCUCCACCCUUGUUCUUCCUGAUAUCGGGCAGAUAUGUUGGUUUCGGCCGUCCCUCUAAUGCUAAUAUCCCUCGCUCAGUGCUGUCAGUGUCACAGAUAAACCAUUAAACAUAACACAGAUCUCUGA